AUGCAUCGCGUCAUGCUUGACUUGCACGCCAAACAUGGGAAGCUUGUUAGGGUUGGCCCGACGGAAGUCAGUGUGGCUGAUCUGGAUGCUAUCAAGAUGAUUUACGGUGCGGGUACGAAAUUCAGGAAAAGUGAUUGGUAUUCUGUCUGGCAAGGCCACCGGAAAUUCGAUCUCUUCGGAGAACGCGACGAGAGCAUUCAUGGUGCACAGCGGAGACUGGUUAACGGCGUUUAUUCCAUGAACAGCUUGAAGGAUUUCGAAGAUGGAGUGGAUGAUGUCAUCAAAAAAUUCAUGCAGUGCAUGAGCAAGCAGGACGCUAGGGCGACAGUCGAUAUUGGAAAGUGGGUGCAGCUUUUUGCUUUUGACGUAAUUGGCGAAAUCACGUUCUCAAAGACAUUCUCGUUUCUGGAGAAUGGGACAGAUGGUGGUGCAUUCAGCCAAAUCGAGAAUGCGCUCCGCUGUGCUGCUUGGGUUGGUCAGGUGCCGUGGCUCUACUGGCUGCAUGACUAUCUUUCUCCUCUCAUCGGAAGCCACCUGGCUAUCGCUGCGCGCCAUGGCAAGAUUCGACAAAUUGCUGCCCGAGAGGUCACUGCCCGCCAGGGGAACGUCGGUGAGCAGCAUGAUAUACUAACCAAACUUUUCGACGUACAGGCCAAAAAAGGUCAGCAGCUGAAGGACGACGAUAUUCUCUCCAUGGCAACGUCGAAUGUGUUUGCCGGGUCCGACACGACUGCCAUAUCUCUCCGCUCGAUCAUUUACUAUCUCUUGAAGAACCCAGCUUGUAUAUCUAGGCUGAUGGACGAGAUUCAAGACAGAAAGAACCAAGGAAGGCUCUCCGAUCCGGUAAAGUUAGACGAGGCGAACAGCAUGCCGUACCUGCAGGCCUGUAUGUAUGAAGCUCUAAGACUCCACCCGGCUGUUGGUAUGAGCCUUCCCCGGGUUGUACCCGCAGAGGGUAUUACGAUCGAUGGGUGCUUCCUGCCAGCAGGAACAACGGUGGGUGUAAACCCUUGGGUGGUGCAUCGCGAUGAAACCAUUUUUGGCGAGCAUGUAGAGUCUUUUCGGCCGGAAAGAUGGUUGGAGGAUGAUAACGGUGAUAAGAAGAGAUUCUUUUUCGCAUUCGGUGGCAGUGCUCGGGUUUGCCUUGGUAAAAAUAUCAGUUGGAUGGAAAUGAGCAAGAUGAUCCCGACUCUGCUCAGUCGGUUUGAGAUUCAGCUGGCGAGCCCAGAUACCCCUUGGAAGGAAACAUGCUGGUGGUUUGUCAAGCAAGAAGGUGUUAUGAUCAAUCUUUGUCCACGUCAGUGA
Messenger RNA from Aspergillus wentii DTO 134E9, 1305 nucleotides. Its product is annotated as cytochrome P450. Gene Ontology annotation, molecular function: oxidoreductase activity, acting on paired donors, with incorporation or reduction of molecular oxygen; iron ion binding; monooxygenase activity. The transcript has 9 exons. Lineage: Eukaryota; Fungi; Ascomycota; Eurotiomycetes; Eurotiales; Aspergillaceae. The coding region runs from base 1 to 1305 and encodes 434 amino acids. The record is from RefSeq and is a predicted model, not a curated record.